Messenger RNA from Aureobasidium uvarum, 3597 nucleotides. The record is from the annotation of a GenBank genome assembly. NCBI's taxonomy places the organism in Eukaryota, Fungi, Ascomycota, Dothideomycetes, Dothideales, Saccotheciaceae.
AUGCUUAUCGCCGCACGACUCAACAUCAAACCCUCUUUCUAUCCCAUACGUAACACUCCAGCUGUCAACCUGCUCCGCGAUCAUGUUCCUGGCGUGGACUCCGUUGAGAUACUGGCAAUUGGAUGUGGCGAUGUUCGAAACAUCCUUUUCACCAUAUGGUCUGAACAGCGUCGCGCAUGCAAACUGAACUUCACUGCAUGCGACUUUGACGCUGCUGUUCUAGCUAUCACUCACGAUCCCACCUCCGAACUGAUCGAACGCUUAUGGCGAAUCUACUAUCACUUCUACGUCACCAGUACCGACCUCACAUUCGUCCAGCAGCAUUGCAACCAGCUUGUCACCGCAGCUGAAAGCAUAUCAAAAUGGAACGACUCGUCCUUCGGAUCGUCGUUCAAGUUCUCUGGUGUGGCUUCGUUGUUUGAAGUGAGACGUAUCUGGGCUCUUUACGCUCAGUCAAGGACCACACAGGAAGACGAUGAAGUCAGACAAGCCAUCAAGUCUGUCUACGACCGCAACAAGACGGUGCUGCCAAUAAGUGGUGUGCGACACGCCGGAGCUCAUGGCGCCUCUGGGUUGUUCACACUCGGUGAUGCUUACAAUGCCUUCUGGAGAACUGGUGUCGUGGCCGGCAAUGAUCAAGAUGUAUCCGCUCUUUGUUCAGACAAUGGUGGCAGAGUUAACCCACUGAUGUCUGUUUCGCAAUCUGAUCACUUUGAUGUGUUCAACACCACCGAUCCACUAGUUGGUUUCCAUCUGGCCGAAGUUUUCGAUCGCCCCCAAUCAUCGGACGCGACCACGGACUUUCUCGCACGCCUGGCCAAAUCUCAAUUCUCUGAGUGGUGUCAGAGUUUCGCGUCAUGUGUCGCAUCAAGCUCGGUCAACAUCAUGCACCACUGUGGAGACGCCGUCAACUUCUCUUAUGCUCUGCAAGCCAUUCAGGGCUUUACGUCUCUACCUUCUUCCACAUACUUCUACACCAAGCCGUACAGCGCUGUCCCGCUCGAGCCACCCUCAACGGUAGCCGCCAGUUACGAUGUCAUCGACACCUCAAACGUCAUGAACCAUAUCGGUCUUUUGGCUCUUCUGCCUGCUGUCGUGCCUCUUUUGUCUGAGAGACCUGGUUCUAUCUUGUACACUGAGAAUCUCGUACAAGGAUCGGAAAAGUCUGAAAGACUCUUGGAAACUCUGCUACAUUCAAAUGUCACGAUGUCAUCACUGCUGUUUGGUGUCGCCCCUACUGGUUACAUCUUAGGAGCAACAGCAGACUCUACACUUCUUGAGCAGAUGAGCGAAGUGGAACUAUCUGAUGGAAGCCAGAAGCAAUACCGCAUACGUAUUCCAUGGCAGCGUGCUGCUCAAGGCGAUAGCACGGUACCUGACGUCAAGUCUGCGUCAUAUCGUCUCAACAUGGAACCGCACGAACUCGCAUCUUUCUUCAUGCAGAUAUACCUUGACAUGUUCUGCGAGAAUGAGGAUCUGAGCAUCAGAACCGAAGUCUUGAAGCGCAAGUCGACCCGGCCUCUGGCUGGCGACGUCGAUUAUUAUUCGCGGCUCACGCUAGUAACACUCAUCGCUUCAGCAAAACGUACUAUCUCGACUGACUGGCAAGAGUGUGUGAAUGCUCUCAUGCAGAUGAUUAAGGACGACAAGUCUCUGUACGGAGGCUCGAAAUCACUCGUAGAACUUACACUGCACCUCCACUUGUCCGGUAUACGGCACGUAUCCGGUCUAGAAGAGGGUCCAUCAGGAACGGCCUACGUUAACGAGAUCAAUCCUUCAUGCGCAUAUCAAGUUACUAUGCCCGGAACCGUUCACGUCGCCUUGAUCGUGCCCAGAAGCAGCCUCUCGUGUCUCACACGCUUUCCUGUUGAUCUAGUUGGAACGCCAGGGGUACAUCUUUGGCUGCGCAACACAAAAUUCGAAAUCAGCUUCUUCGCCAUCGAUCUCUUCUUUGGUCACUUUAAAUCAGAGAAUCUCGGAGAAGCGCAUCUGAGCAAUCAAGCAGAAGUCAUUGAAGAUGCUCGUGGUUGGUCGGGUGAUUCUGACUUGAUUGUCACCUGCAAGAUGCCCACGUAUGCAUUGACGCUAGACUCUCGUGAGAACGUGCACAUUGAGCUUGACGUCAACACUUCACGCCCCUUCCUACAACGUGCUGGAGAACCUGGGGUCCGAUUCGGAUACUACAGUGCUACGUUGGACAGCAAGAACGUCCGAGUCCUGACCCAAGCACCCAGCACAAAGCCUAGCCCAGUGCUUGACAUCAACUACGCCUUUACUCCAGAACCACCCGGAUCCGGUUCUGCUGACGUGGCUCUUAACCCUGAUGGUACUGUACUGUCUAUUGGAGUUACCAAUAGGUUUGCGCACGGCUCGGAAGAGAGCCUGACACUGAAGAAUGGUGGCAUAGUAGAAGUUUUACAGAUCUCGCCAUGCGUUCUUGCUGUUUCCAUCGGUAAGCUACAGCAUGCAAGCAAGUUCUUCUUCCCCUUGCCUGUCAACGGAGCUGCGCACAAGAUGAAGAUUGCUCGCAAAUCUUCAUGGAUUGAGAUCAAAGUUCCCACAUCUAACGCUCUCCAGCCUGGAGGCUUCAAUCUGGAUCCUUUCCCAAUCAUCAAUCAGAACAACAGCUUUCUGGCUUGGGGUAUGGGUCGCGUCAAUCCUGACCUCCAGCCAAAGGUCAACACUUCGGCUUCUACUCCCGCCUUCUUACAGUCGCUCUGCGUCAUGUCGAUGAGCAAGAGAGAGCGCGCCCAGAUGGAUGCCAUCAUGAGAAGUAUGUUCUUGCCGCCUAUGAUUCAGCUGAAAGGAAUCAUUCGAGUGUGGUUCUUGACUCACGCCGGGAUUCAUCCCAGCCCCGACGGCGAAGAUAUCAGAUUGUUCACCAUGAUGCGCGAGAUGAGCUCCAACAAGUACAUUCCCGACUGGAUGGUCAUUGCCAAAGCUCUCCGCCAUGAUCGAGACACGGGUUCAGUGUUCUUGGAUGCAUUCUUUGUCCCCUCGACCCCAGCAUUGAUCAAACUCAACCCUUACAAAAAAGUGGUGAAUGGAAGUCCAGUCCAGAAUACCACACUGAACCUUGCAAGCAAGGAGACUAUGGAUCUGUGGCAGCAACUUGUACCAGCCCUUGCUGAACGCUGUCGCUCAUGGGAGCACGUCUCGGACUGCGUUUACAGAACCAAUCCCGGCAAGAAAGUCCUCUGCGACUGUGGACUAGGUAAAGACGCAUCAAGUAUGCCUGAUCCUUACAAGGAAAUCGCCAGUUUCGCCACUCGCAUCGCCAUUCCCAUCCUCUUCGCCGUGCCGUAUGUCGAGGCCGUGGGUGGUCAAGAAGUUAUGAGUGAGCUCGCCGCUGCUUUGAUGCAACAAGUGAAGUUGAGUCAGAAGCAUGGAACAGUCAGCUCCACCAUGGCUGCUGUUAUGAAGGCUCUCGAUCUGGACCAGGAGCCGGAAACUGCUGGCGGUACUGACUGCGACCAUUGUGGAAGCGACAAGCCUGGUCUGAAGGUCUGUGCUCGCUGUGAGAAGGCCAAGUACUGUAAUCGUGCUUGUCAGGAGGCUGCAUGGAAGACCCACAAAAAGGUGUGUAAGCGCUGGUGA